Messenger RNA from Phyllostomus hastatus (greater spear-nosed bat), 2748 nucleotides. It is a transcript of the gene ZNF358, whose product is annotated as zinc finger protein 358. Gene Ontology annotation, biological process: regulation of transcription by RNA polymerase II. The transcript is spliced from 3 exons. Gene Ontology annotation, cellular component: nucleus. Gene Ontology annotation, molecular function: DNA-binding transcription factor activity; RNA polymerase II cis-regulatory region sequence-specific DNA binding. The record is from RefSeq and is a predicted model, not a curated record. Lineage: Eukaryota; Metazoa; Chordata; Mammalia; Chiroptera; Phyllostomidae. Bases 260 to 2005 code for a protein of 581 amino acids.
UCUAAGAGUUGGCUCAGGGGUCCCCCAGGCACCCAAGAGGGGCCCUGGGUUUUAUUUCUGCCCAGCCCCCAGCUAGGGGUUAGAAUUCAGUAUCUUCUCUCCAACUGGGCAACAGGUGCGCUGACUACAUCCUGACUGUGGGGUCUGUGGGUCCUCCUGCCUCAGCUCCCGCCUGCUGUUCCCUGCCUCCCACUCUGACAUUUGGAACCGACAUUCUGGAACACAGGACCCAAGCUUCCUGCAAGAGGAGGAUUCCAGGAUGGAGAGAGGGGCAGAGCCCUGGAGUUGGGUACUGGAGACCUCUAGUGCCAGAUCCCAUGACUUCCAUCCAGAUCCUGCCCCAGAAGCGGCUGGUACUUCCACACCUGGGAUGCGGCGCUCAGUCCUGGUCAGGAACCCAGGCCACAAAGGCCGGAGACCCACUUACGAAGAACUAGACUCAGACUCAGAAGACCUGGACCCCAAACCCGAGGAGCCGGACCUCAACGCUGUCUCUGAGGACGCGGACCCCAGCCAUGAAGGUCUGGAGCCCAUCUCCAGCAACCUGGACCCAAGUGCAGAGGCUCCAGGCUCCAUCUUGGGGACCCGUGCCAUGGAUCCCCAAGAUCUCGACCCAAUGUCUUCGAGUUUUGAUCUCGAUCCAGACGUCAUUGGCCCUGUCCCCCUGGUUCUCGACCCUAACAGUGACACCCUCAGCCCCCCAGAAACCCCAGACCUGGACCCCCUCUCUUCCAGCCUCACUGCCACCCCAGAAGGCCUGGCCACCAGCCAGGCAGUGCUCCCUGCACCUGCCAGUCCUCCCCGGCCUUUCUCUUGCCCCGACUGUGGGCGAGCCUUCCGUCGAAGUUCUGGGCUGAGCCAGCACCGCCGCACUCACAGUGGCGAGAAGCCCUACCGCUGCCCCGACUGUGGCAAGUCCUUCAGCCACGGUGCCACGCUGGCCCAGCAUCGGGGCAUCCACACAGGUGCACGACCCUACCAGUGCGCUGCGUGUGGCAAGGCCUUUGGCUGGCGCUCCACACUGCUGAAGCACCGCAGCAGCCACAGUGGCGAGAAGCCCCACCACUGCCCAGUGUGUGGCAAGGCCUUCGGGCAUGGCUCCCUGCUGGCACAGCACCUGCGCACACAUGGUGGCCCGAGACCGCACAAGUGUCCGGUGUGCGCCAAGGGCUUCGGGCAGGGCUCUGCGCUGCUGAAGCACCUACGCACGCACACAGGCGAGCGGCCCUACCCGUGCCCGCAGUGUGGCAAGGCCUUCGGGCAGAGCUCUGCGCUGCUGCAGCACCAGCGCACACACACAGCUGAGCGCCCCUACCGCUGUCCCCACUGUGGCAAGGCCUUUGGCCAGAGCUCCAACUUGCAGCAUCACCUGCGCAUCCACACUGGCGAGCGGCCCUACGCCUGUCCCCACUGCUCUAAGGCCUUUGGGCAGAGCUCGGCGCUGCUGCAGCACCUGCACGUGCAUUCCGGAGAGCGCCCCUACCGCUGCCAGCUCUGCGGCAAGGCCUUCGGUCAAGCCUCCAGCCUCACCAAGCACAAACGGGUGCAUGAGGGAGCAGCCGCGGCAGCUGCAGCAGCCACAGCCGCUGCUGCUAGUUUGGGCCUCAGUCCUGCUUCAAUGUUGCGGCCUGGGCAGGUCUCCCUCCUGGGUUCUGAUGCUGUUUCUGUACUUGGCGCUGGUCUGGGCCCUAACCCUGGCUCUGUGCUAGGCUCUCUCUCCAGUCCCAGCCCCAAACCUGGCCCUGGCUCUGGAUCUGUCCCCAGCCCUCAUCCUGUCAAGUAUUCUGACCCUAAACCUGGUCACAAUGCGAGUCCUGACCUUGUGGCCAGCCCUGACCAUGGAUCUGGUCACAGCUCAGACCUAGAUCUUGAGCCCAGCCCUGUCCCCAACCCCAAGCCCCACCCUGACCCCAGCUCUCCCACCCAUGAGAGUCCAGCCCUCCCUGCCUGUGAAAGUCCUGAGUGGGUGCAGGAACAAGGGGCACUGCUGGGGCCUGAUGGCUGAAGGGGACGCCACUACCCAUGGAGGCCUGGGGAAGUCGUGUGUUGUGCAGUUAGUAAAACCCUCCCACUGCCUUCCGGCUCUGUCUCAUGGUUCUCCUGUUUCUCUGUCUCCCCUGAUGCACAGCCCCUUGGGGAAUGGGAAGGCGUGGCCUGAGCCAGCCGUACAUUCAGAACCCCAGUGCUCUGGCUUCCCCUGACAUCCUCCAGACUUCCCAGCUUCCCCCAAACCAGCAGUCACCACUCCGCCCCCCACCCCAGACCUGGUCAGCUUGGUUAGGGGCAGACUGAGCAUUGCAGGUGGUCUGAACAGCGUCCCUUCCCUUUGGUUUGUCCGAAUGGUGGGAUCUACGGUAUGUUGAACUUAGUGGGCUGAGAAUGGAGGUGGAUGUGAAGCCUUGUGGGCAGUCCUGCCCCCUCUGCUCCCCUAACUUACCCCUCGCCCCUCAAAGUCUACAUUAUAGGUACCCCCACUGGACAAAGGAGGUUGCUCAUUUAUACAUUCAACAAACAUCUGUUGAGAGCUCACAGAUACAAAAUGCGGAGACAUCUGACAAGUAAUUACAGGAUAUGGUACAUUCUAGCAGAAGUAUACAAGACGUCUGAUUUCAGUGAAAGACAGCGUUCUGGAGGAAGAACUAUAAUAAUCCCAGUAACUGCUCAUUUAAUCGUCAGCACUGUUGGCCCAGCCCUCGUGCUAUGCUUUUGUGUUUUCUCUUUUUAAAAAAAUUUUUUAGCCAUGAAAAA